GUUCGCAUUUCAUUGUUUCUUUUGUACUCGUCUCAAUACAUCCGACUGCAUGUUACAUAUUUGUCAACCAUAUUAAAUACUUCAUAGAACCUAAAUUAUGGAAAAACGAAAUGGAAACUUUGCGGAUUUUGACGCUGAGGAUAAAACUAUACCAAGAGGUCCUGAAUCUUGGCCGUCUGAGAUUCAACAGUGUAAAGUGUGCGACAACCCAACUCGGUCAUUUUGCAAGUCGUGCAGUAGUGCAUUCUAUUGCUGCAAAGACCAUCAAAAAGCACACUGGAAAAUCCAUAAAAAUGAGUGCUUCCCCAUCAGGGUAGUGGUCAAUGAUCCAUCCUUCGGACGUCUCAUGGUUGCAAGCCAGGAUUUGACACAGGGACAGAGGAUCCUCGAAGAAGUGCCCAUUUUAAUUACGCCAAAUACACGCUCGGAGAACGGCAUUACUUGUUUGGGAUGUUGCAAGAAGCUCACUCUAACUACUGCAGUCCCCUGUAUUCGGUGUGGUUGGCCAUUAUGUGGUGUCCAGUGCGACAUGGAAUCCCUCCACACCACCAAUGAAUGCAUUAUUUUCAAAGAACGAGCGAUACAGUCGUCAAUGGGAAACUUGGGGAAUUCAUAUCAGACACUUUGCGAAAUUGGAGUUCUUCGAAUGUUACUUUUAAUAGAACGGGAACCUAGACUUUGGAAGCGAUUAUUGAAGUUGGAUUCCUUCAAGCAAACUCGAAAACAAGUUGCUGACAAAAUGUUCAAUCUAAAUAGCAUUAUCUGCUUUAUUCGACAAGAAGUGUCAAUGGAUAUUGAGGAAGAUUUGAUUGAUACCGCUUUCGGAAUACUGCGAGGAAAUGCUUUCGACACGAGCGAUUACAUCGGCUUCAUUGACUGCUGCUCGGAUUCAGUGCGAUGUGCAUCAGUUAUUUUCCCUACAGCAAUUCUUCCUGGCAUAAACUGUAUUCCAAAUGCUUAUUAUUCAAUCCAAGGGCGACAAGAUGGGAAAUUCAAAAUUGUAUGUAUAGCGUCCGUGGAUAUUGCAAAUAAUGAACCAAUAAGCAUGUCAUAUGAAGACGAUCUGACUGGAACAUUUUUGAGGCGGCGAGUUAAAGAAACCGUUUUCUAUCAAAACUGUACAUGUAAACUUUGUUCGGACCCGACCGAAUAUGGCACUUAUAUUUCCUCCCUUAAAUGUACCAAAUGUAAAAUAGGCUACCUACUUGCAUCAAAUCCUUUGUCUUUGGAACCCGAGUGGAAAUGCAAUAAUUGCAAAUGUAGCAUUACACAUUUAAAAAUGUUGGACACACUGCAAAAGGCAAAACUAAAACUUCAGAGCUGCAUCAACCAGACCACGUUGGAAAAAUCAUUGGAAAGCAUGAGAGGGGUCACACGGACUUUAUUGCAUGAAAAUCACUUUCUUGUCUUGCAAACAGAAAUUGAAAUAUGCCGAAGAAUUUUGGCAGUCAUCGGGUUCUAUGAAAUCAAAAACAUUAUUUCAGAUGUUUCCCGUAUUUUGGAAAAUCUUAUCGAAAUCUCACAACAUUUACUUUCCGUUGUUAAUGUCCUUCGGCCGGGAUACAACCGUACAAGAGGUCGGUUGCUCUAUUGUCUUCAGUUUGGAAUUUUAGUGUCUAUUUUAAACGACCAAACGCUGCAAGAGGAUCAACCGUCGACAGAGAGUAUGGCAAUCACCAAAAAGAUGAAAAUGGAACAACUUGGCAGGGUACAAAAGGAAGCUGAAGCUAUCUUAUCAGUGGAAGUAGAUGAAAGUACAGAAGAAUAUAGGAUGCUGAAGACUCUUCGUGGAGAAUUGAAACUAGCUGGAAAGACAAUCCAUUUAUAGAGUAGUGGCAUACAUACACUACAGAAGAUUUA
Folsomia candida is the source of this 1860-nucleotide messenger RNA. RefSeq names its product SET domain-containing protein SmydA-8. Lineage: Eukaryota; Metazoa; Arthropoda; Collembola; Entomobryomorpha; Isotomidae. The transcript has 5 exons. The record is from RefSeq and is a predicted model, not a curated record. Bases 98 to 1828 code for a protein of 576 amino acids.